GGCGCCGCCUCCCUCUCCUCCGCGUCGGCCGGCCCCGCGGCGGUGGCGGCGGCGGCGCAGCCCCCAGACCGGUCCCCGCCUCCCGAGCCGCCGAGCGGGCGCUGUGGCGCAGCAGAAGGUCCGCGGCGUCCGCUCCGCGCGCCCCGCUCGCUUCACUCCUGCGCGGCUCCUGCGGGCGCUUGUUUAUGGCUCGAGCCUCCGCCGCUCCGGCGGCGCCCUCCCCCAUCCUACCUCAUCCCCCAGACCUCGCCCCCCCCCGCGCCGCGCGCCGCUCAUUGGCUGCCCCCCACCCCUCCCGGCCCGGCCGGCCCCCGCCCCCUCCCGCGCCCGCCCUCCCCGCGGCCGGGCCCUUCCUCCCUCACACGCCUCCGCCGCCUCCUCCCGGAGCCCGGCGCACCAGCCGGCCCUGCGGCCGAGCCUUCGCGCGCCUCCCUGGCCCGGGCUCCGCGGGCGAGCUGCGGCUCGGGCUCGGGCGCACCCGGCCAGCAGCGAGAGUCGGGCGUCCAUCGUGUCUGGCCCAGGAGCCCCGGGGGCAAGACGGCUGCACCGCCCGAGCCAGUUUUGAGUUCGCAGAGUGGCGGGGACCCCCGUAGCUCAGGGCCGAGGGAAUUGUUGCAGCCUUGUAGGGGGCACGCGUCGGAUCGAACCCCGGGAAAGGGAAGCAAAUGCAUGGAACCUCCCCAAACUGAAUGAGAAUCCAUCUUCCACUCGAGCUGUAGUAGACUUUGUAAAAGAUAAUAUGUAAUGGAGUCUCGAGAAGCUCGAGAUGCCUCCAGCGAAGCUGCUGGUGAAUUGUUUUAAACGGUCUAGGUUUUGCCGCUCUGCUGUCUUUGCCGAAGUGCUAUAUUACGGGAGGGGAAUGAAUGGAAAGUAACAGCUGAAUUUUUGUCCCUCCAGUAAGGCCCUGCACUGGAUUACUACAAGUCUUGACAUGACUAGACCCGUAUGUCUUGUGCAUCAUUAAUGUCAUCUGACAUUGCCCUUUUCUUUCCCAAGCUCACGGACAAAAGUGGGGGUUUUAGUUUUUUCAUUUGUGUAUGUAUUAAUAAAGAAAAUGUAUGGUGAACAUUCUUUGUGAUAAACCGGGUAAAUAAGCAACUGGAGUGAUGCAAAAUGUGUCAUGUGGAGAUUGUUUUUCUUCUGCUCUGUCACAAAAGGUUCUCCCAAUGAUUGACUCUGUAGUGGCCCAAAGGAUAUGUACCAGAGUAAAUAAAAUUACUGAAUUAACAAAAAGUGACUUGG
This is a messenger RNA of Manis pentadactyla (Chinese pangolin), 1242 nucleotides long. Its product is annotated as basic proline-rich protein-like. The transcript is spliced from 2 exons. The coding region runs from base 186 to 593 and encodes 135 amino acids. NCBI's taxonomy places the organism in Eukaryota, Metazoa, Chordata, Mammalia, Pholidota, Manidae. The record is from RefSeq and is a predicted model, not a curated record.